AUGAUUAAGGGUUUUUAAUCAAUUUUGAUAUUAUUAACACUUAAAAGUUCUCUUGAAGCUGAUGAGAUAGAUACAUCUAAAAUAUCUUAUUCUAAGAUUGAAUAUCAUGCAUACAAUUAAUUAAAUAACUAAGGACUAUCCUCGAAAAAUAAAAUAAAGAUGAUGAAAAUCUGA
This is a messenger RNA of Tetrahymena thermophila SB210, 174 nucleotides long. RefSeq lists its product as hypothetical. NCBI's taxonomy places the organism in Eukaryota, Ciliophora, Oligohymenophorea, Hymenostomatida, Tetrahymenidae. The transcript has 2 exons. The record is from RefSeq and is a predicted model, not a curated record.